GGCCGCGCGCAGAGCCGGGAGGAUGCUGCUGUCACUGGUGCUCCACAUGUACUCGCUGCGCUCGGUGCUGCCCGCAGCCGUGAUGCUGGGCACGGCGCCCACCUACGUGCUGGUCUGGGGGGCCUGGCGGCUGCUCUCCGCCUUCCUGCCCUCCCGCUUCUACCAGGCGGUGGACGACCGGCUCUACUGCAUCUACCAGAGCAUGGUGCUCUUCUUCUUCGAGAACUACACCGGCGUGCAGAUACUGCUGUAUGGAGAUUUGCCAAAAAAUAAAGAAAAUGUAAUAUAUUUAGCAAAUCAUCAAAGCACAGUGGACUGGAUCAUCGCCGACAUGCUGGCCGUCCGGCAGGGCGCCCUCGGGCACGUGCGCUACGUGCUGAAGGACGGGUUGAAGUGGCUUCCGCUGUAUGGGUGUUACUUCUCUCAGCAUGGAGGGAUCUACGUCAAGAGGAGCGCCCGGUUUAAGGAGGAGGAAAUUCAGAGGAAGCUGCUGAGCUACGUGAGCGCGGGGACCCCGAUGUACCUUGUGAUUUUCCCGGAGGGGACGCGGUAUAAUCCCGAGCUGACCAAAGUCAUCUCAGCCAGCCAGACCUUUGCUGCUCGAGAAGGCCUGCCCGUGUUGAAACACGUGCUGACACCCAGGGUGAAGGCCACCCACGUCGCCUUCACUUCCAUGAAGAGUUACCUGGAUGCAGUUUACGACGUCACGGUGGCUUUCGAAGGGACCGUAGACGACAAGGGACAGCGGAAGGAAGCACCGUCCAUGGUUGAAUUUCUCUGCAAAGAAUGUCCAAAAAUCCACAUCCACUUUGCUCGCAUAAAUAAAGAAGAUGUCCCGGAGGAAAGAGGGUGCAUGAGGAGGUGGCUUCACGAGCGUUUUGAGAUCAAAGAUAAGCUGCUCAUAGAAUUCUACGACUCCCUGGACCCGGGCCGGAGAAGCCGGUUUCCUGGGAACAGUGUUAAUUCUAAACUCAGCCUCAAGAAGACGCUGCCGUCGCUGCUGAUCCUGAGCGCCCUGACCGCCGGCCUGCUGGUGACCGAGGCCGGCCGGAGGCUCUACCUGAAGACCUGGGUCUACGGCACCGUGGCUGGCUGCCUGUGGGUCAGCAUUAAGGCCUGAGGCGCUCCGGGCAGCGGGCUGUGCUCGCGGAUGGCGAUGGCGCCCGUUCCGCCAGAUUGCCUCCCGAAUUAACGAGAAGUGUAAAUAAAGCCUUGUUGAUUGAA
Miniopterus natalensis is the source of this 1224-nucleotide messenger RNA. It is a transcript of the gene AGPAT5, whose product is annotated as 1-acylglycerol-3-phosphate O-acyltransferase 5. The record is from RefSeq and is a predicted model, not a curated record. Gene Ontology annotation, biological process: phosphatidylinositol acyl-chain remodeling. NCBI's taxonomy places the organism in Eukaryota, Metazoa, Chordata, Mammalia, Chiroptera, Miniopteridae. Gene Ontology annotation, molecular function: acyltransferase activity. Gene Ontology annotation, cellular component: endoplasmic reticulum; endomembrane system; mitochondrion.